Molecule: messenger RNA, 1130 nt
Organism: Pelecanus crispus (Dalmatian pelican)
Lineage: Eukaryota; Metazoa; Chordata; Aves; Pelecaniformes; Pelecanidae
Source: RefSeq, a predicted model, not a curated record
UGAGGAACUUGGAAACUGGCAGAAGCACUCCAGGAGUAAAGAUGUUUUUUGGCCGUGAAAUAGUCAAUGUGGAAUUGCUGGAUGAACCAGAUUCAGGGAAGGGAACAGCAAUGCUCUCUGAGUGCACUUCAGCUGUUGAAGGGAACAAACAAGCAGACACAGGACCAGCAGAUUGUGGCCCAUGGAGUUCUCCUUGUGUUUCCCUAGAGAGCCAGCUCAGAGCCUCAAAUAGCUUAAAAUACUCUCUCUCAGGUAAUAAGAAGGAAGAAGAGAAUGUGGAGUACACAGUUGUUGAUUGUUUCCAGCAGAAAUUUGGCCCAGCAGUGCUGCACCUAAAACAGCAGUGUGUUGUCAGUAUCGCAGGAGAAGGUGUUAAUUUGUGUCGUCAUGGAAGACUCUCGUGGCUUGAGAUAGCAACGAAGAGCCGUAUUUUUCUAUUUGACAUCUUCCUUCUGGGACCUCAGGCUUUCAAAAAUGGAUUACAAAUGGUGCUGGAAGAUAAAAACAUCUUGAAGGUCAUGCAUGACUGCCGCUGGAUCUCAGACUGCUUCUUUCACCAGUACGGUGUCCUUCUCUUCAAUGUUUUUGAUACACAGGUUGCUGAUGCUCUGCAAUUCUCAAUGGCAACAGGUGGCUUCCUUCCGCACCGAGUCUGCACAUUACAGGAGUGUUUGAUGCAGCACUUGAAGAUACCUUCCAAAUCGGAUGCCAUCAUGAAGUGCAGGCAGCAGAUGGCUUCAGAGAAUCCUGACAUAUGGUUCCUGAGACCCUUUCCACCUUCUCUGCUUAAAGCACUUGCUCUGAAGGCUAUGUACCUUCUGCUGCUCCACUCAUCUCUAAUGGAUAAUUUGAUGUCUGACCUAACAGCUGUAGUACAUGGUUAUUUAAAUGCUUAUCGGACUGCGUCUGGAGAUCACCUUGGGAGCACGAAGCCCACUUGCAUGAAGCUGCCAGAGGAGCUGCGUCAGCUGGCAGACAUCCAGAAGCUUCGAAGAGAGAAAGCAAUAAAAGACUACAGAAUGAAUGAGGAUGGUCUUUUGAUCAGACCAGCCAUGGAAUUAAAAGAGAGAAGUGAUCCACAGAAGGAUGGAAACUACGGAGAUGAUGGGGAUUGCUUUCCCAACAAAUAA